UCUCUUUCCCUCCUAUGGGCAUCAUUCGGCGCCGGAAUCCCCAAAAUGCCCCUGGACCCGGACCCCUCGCCGCCGACGCCGCAGCGGGACUGGUUCUUCCCGCCGGCGCCGCCCUUCCUCCCCUCCUCCUCCUCCAGGACCCUCGCUGCCAGGGCCCCCUUCCCCUCCACCUCCCGUUCCUACAAGCCCUACUCGCUCGCCGACCGCCGCCCGCCGCCGCCGCCGACCCCUCGCUCCCGCUCCCGCUCCCCCCACCCCUCGCCGGAGCAGCAGCAGAAUCCGCCGUUCGCGCCGCGCCGGAGAGACCCUCGCUACGCGGGCGUCCGCCGCGGCGAUGCACGGCCCGCGCCCGCCUCCUCGGUGCCCGCGCCUGCGGCCGCCCCGCUGGUGCCCGAGAGGAAGUCGUCGCCGGCGGCGGCCACGCUCCGGUGGUCCGGGGUGGUGUCCGCGGCGGCCAUCGUGCUGUGCUUCGCUUCCCUUCUCCGCAGGAACUUCUCCUUGCAUGACCAGGUCCACCAUUUGCGGGGACAGCUUUCUGCGGCCACUUCGAAGCUGCAGUCAUGUAUUAUCGUCGUGGACUCCUCAUUGGAUAUGAGCGGCAAAUUUUCGUACGAGGACGAUGGCGAUUCUGUUCCGAGCAGAAGUCUAAAGAAUUUCUCCCUGCUGCUCUCACUUUCUGCACUGUAUGCGCCGAUAGUUGUUCUCAAGUACAUUGACCUUUUGUCCAAGCUAAGGAGAUCACAAAACUCUGAAGAAGUUCCCAUCAACAAGCGGCUGGCUUACCGAGUUGAUAUAUUUCUGUCGCUUCAUCCGUAUGCUAAACCCUUGGUUCUUCUUGUCGCUACUUUGCUACUUAUUGGCCUUGGUGGACUGGCUCUAUAUGGUGUUACUGAUGAUAGCUUAUCAGAUUGCCUCUGGUUAUCAUGGACGUUUGUCGCUGACUCGGGCAACCAUGCAAACGCGGCCGGCUUUGGACCCAAAUUGGUUUCAGUUUCAAUAAGUAUUGGUGGGAUGCUGGUUUUUGCUAUGAUGCUUGGUCUUGUGACCGAUUCAAUCUCAGAGAAGUUUGAUUCGUUGAGGAAAGGAAGGAGUGAGGUCAUAGAGCAAAGCCACACCCUGGUCCUUGGGUGGAGUGACAAGUUGGGAUCUCUACUGAACCAGAUUUCUAUUGCUAACGAAAGUCUGGGUGGAGGGACCAUCGUAGUGAUGGCCGAGAAAGACAAAGAGGAAAUGGAAGCAGAUAUUGCUAAAAUGGAAUUUGACUUGAAAGGAACAGCUGUAAUAUGUAGAAGUGGAAGCCCACUGAUUCUGGCUGACUUGAAAAAGGUCUCAGUUUCUAAGGCACGUGCAAUCGUGGUUUUAGCUGAAGAAGGAAAUGCUGACCAGAGUGAUGCCCGAGCACUGCGAAUAGUCUUGAGUUUAACUGGAGUUAAGGAAGGACUAAGAGGUCACAUUGUCGUCGAACUUAGUGAUCUUGACAAUGAAGUACUAGUCAAACUUGUUGGUGGAGACCUUGUGGAAACUGUUGUUGCACAUGAUGUGAUAGGGCGGUUGAUGAUACAAUGCGCGCGUCAGCCAGGCCUUGCUCAGAUAUGGGAAGAUAUCCUCGGCUUUGAGAAUUGUGAGUUCUACAUUAAGAGAUGGCCUCAGUUGGUCGGAAUGCAAUUUGAAGAUGUGCUGAUUAGCUUUCCUGAUGCUGUUCCAUGCGGAAUAAAGAUGGCAUCUUAUGGAGGCAAGAUUAUUUUAAAUCCUGAUGAUUGCUAUGUCUUGCAAGAGGGUGAUGAGGUCAUAGUGAUUGCUGAAGACGAUGAUACUUAUGCCCCAGCACCGUUACCCAAGGUUAAAGAAGCUGUUUUCAUAGACAUUGUUCGCCAUGAAAGAAAUCCUCAGAAGAUUCUUCUUUGUGGAAUGCGACGGGAUAUAGAUGAUAUGAUUGUGGUACUGGAUGCUUUUCUAGCUCCAGGGUCAGAGUUGUGGAUGUUCAAUGAUGUCCCUGAGAUGGACAGAGAAAGAAAGUUAAUUGAUGGAGGUCUGGACUUCACUCGUCUAGAAAAUAUUACAUUGGUUCAUCGUGAAGGAAAUGCUGUUAUUCGCCGUCACUUGGAGAGCCUCCCUUUAGAAUCGUUUGAUUCUAUCUUGAUUUUGGCAGACGAAUCUGUGGAAGAUUCAGCAAUCCAAGCUGAUUCGAGAUCCCUUGCAACACUACUGCUGAUCAGAGAUAUUCAGGCAAAAAGGCUUCCAUACAGGGAAGCGAUGGUUUCAGAUGUUUUCCGAGGAAGUUUCUCAGAAGGUUCUUGGAUGGGGGAGAUGCAACAAGCAUCUGAUAAAUCUGUCAUAAUCAGUGAGAUAUUGGAUCCUAGGACUAAAAAUUUAUUAUCCAUGUCGAAAAUUAGUGACUAUGUUCUUUCAAAUGAACUUGUGAGCAUGGCAUUAGCAAUGGUAGCAGAAGAUCGGCAAAUAAAUUAUGUGUUGGAGGAGCUCUUCGCUGAGCAGGGGAACGAAAUGCAAAUACGACAAUCCGAUCUGUACCUUCGAGAAGACGAGGAGCUAAAUUUCUUUGAGGUCAUGCUACGAGCCAGGCAGAGGAAAGAGGUUGUCAUCGGGUACCGCCUCGAGGAUGCUGAGCGUGCGAUAAUCAAUCCACCGGACAAAGUUUCAAGGCGAAGGUGGUCACCCAAGGAUGUUUUUGUUGCUAUAGCCGAGAAGGAAUGAGUUAGAUCAGAUCACGGAUCACGAGAAAACUAGUACCUCACUGAGAACUAUAACGCGAACCUAACAGCAAGAGCGGAUGACAGUCACAUGGUGCACCGCUACAUCCGAGCGCGCCUGGGAGGGAGCAAAAGCAUGAAGCACAUAUUGGGAUCAGUCUGGGGUCUAGACACACCAAGCAAUCUCUUUGCAUAGAUCCAUUUUAUUGUACAUCCUGUUAGAAGAACAUCAGGGGACACACUGAUGCAUAUCAAAUCCACAGUCCAAGUUCAAAGGCUACACAGGAAAAAAUUAUCCUGUAAAGUUGUCCCUCUCAUUUUUGUUUUUAUAAAAAAAAUCUCCUGUGAAGUCCAGAGUAGAGCAGUUGAAAUAUUUUUUUUUUUUUGCAAAGAGAGCAGUUGCAAUACCAAGUGUACAUUUUAUACAAGAUGAGCUGAGUAACAAAAGACCUUUUGUGAAUGAUGGAUAAGACCUUAUUGGCAUAUAUGUUUUUGAUAAA
Molecule: messenger RNA, 3208 nt
Organism: Brachypodium distachyon (stiff brome)
Lineage: Eukaryota; Viridiplantae; Streptophyta; Magnoliopsida; Poales; Poaceae
Product: probable ion channel CASTOR
Exons: 12
Coding region: 46-2712 (888 amino acids)
Biological process (GO): monoatomic ion transport
Source: RefSeq, a predicted model, not a curated record